Molecule: messenger RNA, 2721 nt
Organism: Bolinopsis microptera
Lineage: Eukaryota; Metazoa; Ctenophora; Tentaculata; Lobata; Bolinopsidae
Exons: 15
Coding region: 168-2357 (729 amino acids)
Source: RefSeq, a predicted model, not a curated record
UUUGAGGGUGACUUGACCAUGUUGUAUGGUGAUUGUAAUUAAAUCUAAGCCAAUUCCAAAGAAAACGAUUUAUUGCCAUUAUUGCAGUUUAUCAAACGAACCUCUUUCAUUUGUGUCGUAUUUUAUAAAAAGCUAAGAACUACGAAUUUCGGGUAUCAAACGAAAUAAUGAAGAAGAUUAAAUUUUGCAGCUUACUACUAGCAUUCCUUUGUCUACCAACACAUUCUCGAGCAGGUUGUGCAGACAAAUCCGAACAUGCUGAAAGCUGCGCAGGUUGGCUGUCUACUGGAUUUUGUGAUCAAGGAAGUGAACACUAUGAGUUUAUGAUCGCUAAUUGCCCGAUGACGUGCGGCCUUUGUGAAGUGGAGGAAGAAGAAGCAGGUUGUGAAGACAAAUCCGAACAUGCUGAAAGCUGCGCAGGUUGGCUGUCUACUGGAUUUUGUGAUCAAGGAAGUGAACACUAUGAGUUUAUGAUCGCUAAUUGCCCGAUGACGUGUGGCCUUUGUGAAGUGGAGGAAGAAGAAGAUUGUGCAGACAAAUCUGAACAUGCCGCAAGUUGUGCAGGUUGGAUGGCUGCUGGAUACUGUGAUUCAGGCAGUGAACACUAUGGAGGAAUGCUUUUUAAUUGCGCUAAGACUUGUGGCUUUUGUCACGUGAAGGAGGUUGGAGAUGGUUGUGCAGACAAUUCUGAACAUGCUGGAAACUGCGCGAGUUGGAUGUCUACUGGAUUUUGUGAUCAAGGAAGUGAACACUAUGAGUUUAUGAUCGCUAAUUGCCCGAUGACGUGUGGCCUUUGUGAAGUGGAGGAAGAAGAAGCAGGUUGUGAAGACAAAUCCGAACAUGCUGAAAGCUGCGCAGGUUGGCUGUCUACUGGAUUUUGUGAUCAAGGAAGUGAACACUAUGAGUUUAUGAUCGCUAAUUGCCCGAUGACGUGCGGCCUUUGUGAAGUGGAGGAAGAAGAAGAUUGUGCAGACAAAUCUGAACAUGCCGCAAGUUGUGCAGGUUGGAUGGCUGCUGGAUACUGUGAUUCAGGUAGUGAACACUAUGGAGGAAUGCUUUUUAAUUGCGCUAAGACUUGUGGCUUUUGUCAAGUGAAGGAGGUUGGAGAUGGUUGUGCAGACAAUUCUGAACAUGCUGGAAACUGCGCGAGUUGGAUGUCUAAUGGAUACUGCGAUUCAGGUAGCGAACACUAUGAGUCUAUGACAGUUAAUUGCGCAAAAUCUUGUGGAUUUUGUGAAGUGGAGAAAGAUGAAGAUGAGACGGAGGUAGAAGAGGAAAUGGAGGUAGAAGAGGACACGGAGGUAGAAGAGGAAACGAUUGUAGAAGAGGAAACGUAUGUAGAAGAUCAAGAGGAAACGGAGGUAGAAGAGGAAACGGAGGUAGAAGAGGAAACGAAUGUAGAGGAGGAAAUGUAUGUGGAAGAGGAAACGGAGGUAGAAGAGGAAACGGAGGUAGAAGAGGAAACAGAGGUAGAAGAGGAAAAGAAUGUAGAAGAGGAAACGGAGGUAGAAGAGGAAACAACUAUAGAAGAGGAAACGGAGGUAGAAGAGGAAACGGAGGUAGAAGAGGAAACAACUAUAGAAGAGGAAACGGAGGUAGAAGAGGAAACGAAUGUAGAAGAGGAAAAUAAUGUAAAAGAGGAAACGGAGGUAGAAGAGGAAACAACUAUAGAAGAGGAAACGGAGGUAGAAGAGGAAACGAAUGUAGAAGAGGAAACGGAGGUAGAAGAGGAAACGGAGGUAGAAGAGGAAACGGAGGUAGAAGAGGAAAAUAAUGUAAAAGAGGAAACGGAGGUAGAAGAGGAAACGAAUGUAGAAGAGGAAAAUAAUGUAAAAGAGGAAACGGAGGUAGAAGAGGAAACAACUAUAGAAGAGGAAACGGAGGUAGAAGAGGAAACGAAUGUAGAAGAGGAAAAUAAUGUAAAAGAGGAAACGGAGGUAGAAGAGGAAACAACUAUAGAAGAGGAAACGGAGGUAGAAGAGGAAACGAAUGUAGAAGAGGAAAAUAAUGUAGAAGAGGAAACGGAGGUAGAAGAGGAAACGGAGGUAGAAGAGGAAAAUAAUGUAAAAGAGGAAACGGAGGUAGAAGAGGAAACAACUAUAGAAGAGGAAACGGAGGUAGAAGAGGAAACGAAUGUAGAAGAGGAAACAGAUGUAGAAGAGGAAACGGAGAUAGAAGAGGAAACGGAGAUAGAAGAGGAAACGGAGGUAGAAGAGGAAACGGAGGUAGAAGAGGAAACGGAGGACGAGAACAAAUCUAACGGAACAGCAAUUUCAUCCGGAUUUGGAACACAACCUUACUAUACAGAUUCCGUAACUAUGAAUAUAAUUAUGAUUAUUUACUUCAUGUCGUAUUAACAUGAUUAAAAUGAUAACCUAUAAUUCCAAGCGUGAGCCGAUCAUAUUUUUAAAAUGCCUCUGCAAUGAAAAAUACUUUAUCCCCUUUAUCUAUCAUGUUGUGAUGUUGUCUUUACAAUGCGAAUGAUAAUUAUUCUUUGUUUGAACGUUGAAAAUCUCCUGCAAUACUCAUCGAAUUGUGUAAACGGUUGAUUUCCUAAAUAUUAAGUGUAACACACAUUUAUUUAAUAAUGUUGCUCACUUAAUUUCAUUGUAAAUUUGCGCCAUUGAGACAUUGUUAUUCGAUACUCAAAUUACCAUUCAUUCUAUUUAAAAGCAUUGGAUUGAGGUAAUACUGCUAUUUUUUCUUAACGUUUACCUGUAU